ACUCGCAGCGCUGCAGGCCGCGCCCCAGGCACAGGAACGCGCUCCGUCGCACAACGCUGGGCGAGAGUGGGCCGCGGACAUUGGCGUGGGCAGUGGAGAGGAGGGGGAAUUGGAGGGCCAUCGCACUGCGUGCUGCUGCCCUGGUCUCGGGCGCGACCGUGGAGGUGCGGUGGUUAUUCGCGGACGGUGACACAACAGACGGCAGCACAGCGUAAUCUCUGCGCACGCGUGAUCCAGCACUUCUGCGCACGCACUGGAGCAAGCAGGACACCGACACCGACGGACAGGCACAGCAGCAACGUGGCUCGCACCUGCUCCAGGGACGUGCACGCCGUGCUGGCAGCUUCGCGCAGCGCGCGCUGCAAUUAAUACCCAGCAUGUCGCCGGAUCCCGACGAUGUCUCUUCUCCAGAACCUGGCGUCGAGCAGGAAGAUCACACCACAAUGGGCGACGACGACAAAACUGCCCAGCGCGCCUCGACCGACGAGAAGUCGCCUGCCCAGACCACGACCACCACUUCGACCUCCAAGAGCAAUGCAAAGGAUCCUUCGCGGCCGAGGCGUAAGAAGGCUCGCCGAGCUUGCUUUGCUUGUCAACGAGCGCACCUGACAUGCGGUGACGAACGCCCAUGUCUCAGGUGCAUCAAGCGUGGCCUUCAGGAUCAAUGCCAUGAUGGCGUCCGCAAGAAGGCAAAGUACCUCCACGAUGCUCCUCCAGAGGCCCUGGUGCCUGGCUACGCAACCAACAAUUAUGCUAUGAACGGGACGACCAGCCUGGCCGCAAUCUCUGGGACCUCCACAGCUGGCAACUACUUCCCUCCAAAUGCGUCGGCAAGCUUUUCGUCCUUCAGCAACCCUGGCCAACAACCAAACAUGGGCCCGCCAAUCAUGGAUGGCAACAACAUGGUCGCAGACUUUGCGUCAACGCAGUCUGCAGAAACACCUGCCCAGUACCCAUCGACCUCCAGUCAGCAAGUGUCUCCUAAUCAGGAGUUUACAAACGCGCUUGAACAUACGCCGUCCAUUGGAACUACGGCGAAUUUCGAUACUCCCUAUUUCGAUGCCAAUGAUACUUCUCUGUUCAACUUUAACAUUUCGGAAUUGAACUUUGGCAACCACUACGGUGCUCUCGAAUUUGGCAUGCUUGGCCACAUUUCUUCCGGUGCAGUCGACACUCCAGAGGUCGACUCGGUGAAUCAGAUGGGCCACUCAAAUCAAGGCAGCGUAUCCUACGAUGCUAACAAUGGCUAUCAGAGUGGAUACAACUACAACCAGGGAUUUCCAUCAUGGCAGAAUGCAGGCUCUGCAUCGAGGCACAGCAGCACGAAUAACAUCUGGAAUGGCCAAAAUAAUGGACUGGAAGCCUACGCGAUUGGCGAACAGGCGUCCUCGAUCACAGGCGCAAGUCCGCGCUCGCAGAACCAAGACCUCACAGGAUAUCAAUCUGCCACGAUGUCACCGGAAACGCAUUUUGCUCAGCCCGACCAAAGUGCUCAGCCUGAUCUGCUACGGCAGAGUUUAUCUCAAUCACAACGCAAACCACCUCCGUUCCCGGGUGAUCUACAGCCAGAAACGGACCGCAAGCGACGCAGGAACACGUCGGAAGUCUAUUCAACCGUGCAGGCGCCGUAUCCAUAUACUCAGGGCUUUCAUGCAUUGACGGCACUCCUCAAGAAACGUUUCGUGCCCAAGAAAGUUUUGCACAUUGCGAAAGCAUUGGCAACCAUCCGGCCCUCAUUCAUCUCUUGUAACCAACAUCUCGAUCAUGACGACCUCAUAUUCAUGGAGAAGUGCUUUCAGCGCACCCUCUGCGAGUAUGAAAACUUCAUCAACGCAUACGGCACUCCGACUGUGAUAUGCAGGAGAACUGGUGAGAUCGCAGCCGUUAGCAAGGAAUUCUGCCUAGUCACCGGUUGGCGCCGAGAUGUAUUGCUGGGCAAAGAGCCCAACCUUAACGUCAACACUGGCGGCGUGGCGACCUCAGGGACGCAGACCGGAAGCAGUUCACGGGGAGCGGUAACUCCACGAAUGACUAAUGUUGAGAUCGAUUCUGGCAGACCCCAGCCGGUGUUCCUUGCUGAGCUGAUGGACGAGGAUAGCGUGGUGCAGUUCUACGAAGAUUUCGCGGAGCUAGCGUUCGGCGCGUCGAAGACUGCCAUUAUUGGAGCGCCAUGUGCGCUUCUCAAAUACCGGACUAAGGACGACCCCGGGUGGGGCCCCAAUGAUCAUCUCGCUGACGACGGCAAGCGCAUCAAAAAGCACGGGGACGUCAAGACAGAAGCUCUGAUCAAAGGCGAAGCAGGCAUGCACGCUUUGGGCGAACGAGAUGGCAAAGUCCCAUGCCAAAUGUGCUGGACCGUGAAGAGGGACGUCUUCGACAUCCCCAUGUGCAUUGUGAUGAAUUUCCUCCCCAUAAUAUGAUGAGGCGUGGCAUUGCUGGCAGACCAACGCGGGGGCCCCGGCGGCCUAGCCUCAAUGAUGACCAGUACAUUUGGGAUACGGCCUGACGAAACAUAACGGAUGGCGGAUAAUCUGCAAACGAAGGACAUUAAUGCUAAAGACGUCAAUUACACAAUUAGUACCGGUCAGCUGGGCUACACGGCUCGGACGCUGACACAGCGACGUUCACAUCUAGGGUCACGAGCAACGAAUACAACUCCGCGAGCAAGGCAUAUGGGGCGGUCGUGCUUGCUGUAGAUUAUUGCACCACAU
Cercospora beticola is the source of this 2711-nucleotide messenger RNA. RefSeq names its product Zn(II)2Cys6 transcription factor domain-containing protein. The record is from RefSeq and is a predicted model, not a curated record. Lineage: Eukaryota; Fungi; Ascomycota; Dothideomycetes; Mycosphaerellales; Mycosphaerellaceae. Gene Ontology annotation, molecular function: RNA polymerase II transcription regulatory region sequence-specific DNA binding; DNA-binding transcription factor activity, RNA polymerase II-specific; zinc ion binding. Gene Ontology annotation, biological process: regulation of DNA-templated transcription; cellular response to starvation. Gene Ontology annotation, cellular component: nucleus.